AAUAUAUAAGGGUACAACCAUUUUAGUUGAGAAAAGACUAACAUCUCCUGACCAUUAUGGGUAGAAAGACAUCCUUUGGAAGGGGAAGUGAAAGGACAUCCUUCUAUUCAUCCCAGUUAGAUGACACUAACACAAGUAGUAUGAACUGAGAUAACUAAGGUACCAAUUUAUAGUCUCUACUUUUGUGCUUUUAGCUUCCAAUUGUAUUUGUGUUGAGUCUGAAUCUGAUCUGUCUGUUGCUAUUAAAGUAUUUGACAUCUUUAGUGAAGGUGUUAGGUCCUUUGCAAGAUAUAGUGGUUCAACAGGAGUAUGAUGCCACAUUGGAUCUAUGCAGGUCCUAAAAGCAUCUUGCACUAAACUGAUAACGCUUCUUGGAAUUGUAUUUAACAAAACAGCUUGUAACAAGAUGGCAUUCUACUUAUAGUUUGGCAUGUUGAGAGUGUCCUGAAAAUUUAGAUGAUUGACCUCAAUGCUCCUCCUUCUGCUGAUUUUCUGGAUAUCAAGGAGGCAGUUAUGGCAAGGCCUGCAGGGGAUAUUAAGGAUAAAUUUGAUUUUACUUUCAAUGUCUCUGGAGGAGCGCUUUCAGAAGUUGCUUUGUGAGGGACCACCGCUUCAACGAUUUAGCACUCUUAAGUAUUAUGCUCUUGAUGAUCCCAUUGAAGAUGUUUUCAGAGUUCUUCAGCAGCAUGCCUUACUAGUGCAAGGGCUAUGGACUCCAAAAACUAGGUUGCUGAACCUAGAUCCAGCCCUUUCAUUUGGAAGAGAUUAUGCACUGGUUCUGUUUAGCAAGGACGUGAAAAUCAGAUCUUCUCAGCUGGAUGAAUUAGGACGGCAUAAAGAUAGGGUGAAAGAGAUCUUGACUACUCUAGCCACUGAAAGACGCUCCUUAGAGUAUUGGAAGCUCAAAGAGCCCCCUGAUGUGGCAUUCAUGAAACAGUAUCCAGAGAUUGUUAAGAAACAAGAACAAGUUUGGAAAACUAUGGAAGACAUUGUCUUCUCUGGCAUUCGAGGUGCAAAAGGUGGAGCUGCAAAUAGGAAAAUUAUACGUGGUCAAAAACCUUCCGUUGCUGGUAAGCCUGAAAACACUGUGGAUUCUGACAAGGGUACAACUAAAGCCUUAAGUGGCGCACAAACUAGGAGGACAAUGUCAGAUGAAACUCGAAAGGCUCUACCAAAGGCCUUGAUAAAGGUCUUCCAAAAUCAUAAAGUUUGCAGCUUUCAACAAAUUUGCCAAGGAUUGCGAGAUUUGGCCGUUUCCAAGUCUACUAUUCCAAAGGCAGAUUCAAGUAUGGAAGUGGUUGCAGCAUAUGGUGUUGAUGCUCCAGCGGAGGAGCUCCAAGAAGUCAUAAGUCAAGUUGCAACUAAUAUACAUGGUUAUUAUGUUUUAAAGUCAUCCCCAGAGCAUCCCCUACUUGAUCCUUUGAGGAAAGUUGUGAUUGAUCUUCUAUGUGUGAAAGGACCUGAUGCAAAGCUUAAGAAGGCUGAUAUCUUUACAGCUGCCAAGAUUGCUCUGAACAAAGAUAUAACAAGUGCUGACUAUAACAAGGUCAUGACUGACUUUUGCGAAUCCAGAGGUUCCGCUUGGGUUUUGAAAAGAGGGGAUGUAAAUCCAAAAUGAGUUCAGUUACAAUUUACAGUAUUGUUGCGAAGCUGUUUAUAGUUACACCCCUGCAGGAACACUUUUUUCCCCGUGGAUUUGAUUUUGGUUGAUGGAUAUAAGCAUCCAUCCCCAAAAGUUCUUACAAUUGCAAAGCUUCAAACUACAGUUUACACCGACAAUGUGAAGAUAAAAUUUCUGAGGGAGUUGAAAGGGCUUUGAAAGUUCAGUCUCAGAGCUUCAAACUUCAGUCAUAAAACAGUUGUUACUCAGUGAGAUCGUGCUUUAUGCUAUCUUUUAUACUAAAUGUUGAUUUUUUUUUUUUUUUUUUUUUUUUCCUUUCUCAAGUAUUCUCAAAUGAUACUAGAAAUUUGCUAUAUGGUUCAAGUUCAGAUUUCUUUGA
This is a messenger RNA of Carica papaya (papaya), 2000 nucleotides long. NCBI's taxonomy places the organism in Eukaryota, Viridiplantae, Streptophyta, Magnoliopsida, Brassicales, Caricaceae. The record is from RefSeq and is a predicted model, not a curated record.